This is a messenger RNA of Schistosoma haematobium, 5871 nucleotides long. Its product is annotated as Xenotropic and polytropic retrovirus receptor 1, variant 3. Bases 179 to 3580 code for a protein of 1133 amino acids. The transcript is spliced from 15 exons. Gene Ontology annotation, molecular function: inositol hexakisphosphate binding. The record is from RefSeq and is a predicted model, not a curated record. Gene Ontology annotation, biological process: phosphate ion transport; cellular response to phosphate starvation. Gene Ontology annotation, cellular component: cytoplasm; plasma membrane; Golgi apparatus. NCBI's taxonomy places the organism in Eukaryota, Metazoa, Platyhelminthes, Trematoda, Strigeidida, Schistosomatidae.
ACAGUGAAAAAUGUUAUAAAACUUGUUGCAAAAUUCUAGAGUUCAUUCAAUUAGGACGUUUACCGCUUAUAUCAAGUGAUAUGAUAUCGUGAUAUAUGUUUCUGUUAGUUGUGGAUACAUUGUGUCACCUUAGUUUUCUCCCGAUACAUAUAUGUCGGAUCCAUUAGUUUAGCCUUAAAUGAAGUUCGCUGAGAGACUGAAUGCUCAUCUCACUCCAGAAUGGAGGACUCAGUACAUAGAUUACGAUGAAUUGAAGGAACACCUUUAUAAAUAUACACAAGUUUUGGAAACUCUUCCGUUUUUCUCUGAGGAAGAGACCAAAGCAUUUUUGGAUGAAUGUGACGAAGAAUUUUUUAACCUAUGUGAAAGUGCCUUGAGGAAGAUUGAGGUGUUUUUUUCUGAGAAGAUUGCUGAAGCUAAUCGAAAGUUCACCACUUUAGUAGAUGAACUUGAUAACUACAUCGAGUCUACUCAUCAUAAAUCUAUCAGUUGGAUUACAGGUUCUAAAGUCUCACUUUCCAGAAGACUAACAGAAUCAUUCGGAAGAGAAGGCGAUAAGUGUAGGGUGUCUGUAAGGGAAAAUGGUUCAACUAACACACCGAUUUGGAAUAAAAUCAGCAAAAUACAGUCUGAAGAAAACUCGGAGUUACGUCGCCGUCAGAGCCGUUCAAAACAGUCUGAAAAUCCGAAAUAUGAUGCCCAAAGAUUGGACAGAAGAAAGAAGACCUUUAGAAAGUUACAUGAUUUGAAGCUAGCUUUCAGUGAAUUUUAUCUAAGUCUUGUUUUACUGCAAAAUUACCAAUCCCUUAAUUUCACGGGAUUCAGAAAAAUAUUGAAAAAGCAUGACAAGCUUCUCCGCCGGAACACAGGACUACUUUGGCGGCAACAGGUGGUUGAGUGUGCACACUUCAAUACUAGUAGAGACGUUGAUGACCUUAUCACAGAGGUUGAGAAUAUAUUUACGGAGAAACUAGAACAAGGUGAUAGACAAAAAGCCAUGAAACGGCUGCGAGUGCCUCCACUUUCCGAAAAGUAUAAUCCACGUGGUUUAUUCCUUUUUGGUUUGUUUUUUGGAGUUUUUCUGGCUCAGUUUAUUGUUAUAUUGUUAACUUGUAUAUUUUUACGCCCAUUACCACCACAUUAUCUCCCAGCUUUAAGAUUAUUUCGUGGAACAUUUCUCCUUAUAUUCUUUCUUUGUUUAUUUGGUGUAAAUACAUAUGGAUGGCGUUCAUCUGGUGUAAAUAAUGUCCUUAUUUUUGAAUUGGAUCCAAGAACACAUUUAGAUCAUUUUCAAUUAUUACAGAUUUCAUUCUUCUUUGCUAUGAUUUGGGGGUGUGCGCUGAUUUAUUUCUUAUUUAGUGAAGUACUACAUUCACCUGGAUAUGCAUCACCAUUGGUACUUGUUUCAUUCAUGACACUUUACUUAGUCAAUCCGUUUAGUUUUGCUCAUUCCAAAGCACGUCGUUGGUUAUUACGUGUAUUAGGACGAAUUAUCAGAGCACCAUUUGCAAAAGUUUCCUUCGCAGAUUUUUGGCUAGCGGAUCAACUAACUAGUUUAAGUUUCAUAUUUCCAGAUAUAGCUUAUUUUAUUUGUUUUUAUUCAUCACAAAUUGAUUGGGCUAAUGGAAUGAGUUACAAACCACAAAAUUCUUCUUCUUUGACAUUACCUUCACUAGUUAUGGGACAUAAUAGUCAAUAUUCUAAUUCAACACGUUUAACAAUUCCUUCUUGUGCUUCUCAUUCAAAUGAAAUUAUAGCUAAUAGCUGUCAAUGUGAAGGUAUUCUUUUCGGUUUGGAUCCAAUUUUAAAGGUGUUACCGUCUUGGUUUCGAUUUGCGCAGUGUUUGAGGCGUUAUAGAGACAUGGAUGUUAAAAAAGCCAAUCCUCAUUUAUUAAACGCAGGGAAAUAUUCUACAGCAUUUCUAGUAUCUACUUGUGGUGUCUGGCUGGCAUUCGAUCGAGGUACUUGGCCAUUGGUAGCUUAUAUUAUAUCUAGUAUUAUACGAUCUGGUUACACAUAUGCAUGGGAUAUUCUUAUGGAUUGGGGUUUAUUAGAUUGUCGGUCAGAAGAUAAACUAUUACGUGAUGAACUAGUCUACAGAUAUAGAGGUUAUUAUUUCUUUGCAAUAAUUGAAGAUUUUGUGCUCCGUUUAACAUGGAUCGCUCGUCUAAGUUUUGAACGUAUUGGAUUUGCACGGAUGGAAAUUAUCACAACAAUAUUUUUGACAACUGAAGUUAUUCGACGUUUUAUAUGGAAUUUCUUUCGUUUGGAGAAUGAACAUUUGAAUAAUUGCGGUCAAUUUAGAGCUGUUCGUGAUAUAUUUAUUACACCUCUACCUAAACGGCCACCAAGAACAUCAUCGUUAACAACAUUUGGAAAUUCUAAUUCUCAUAGUGUAUUUAGUUCGAAAUUGGCUCGACCAAAUGUUCACUCGAAAUAUUCAGGGAAACCGGUCGGAUAUUCUCCGGAUGAUGGCCGAAGAAGUGUACCUGAUUUUACACGAGAUAAAUCUUUUAAUUCACCACAUAAACCCAGUCAUUUCCAAGCAUCUGACUCAUUAAGAUCUAGAAGAACAUAUGACGUUAAGGAUACUGAACACGAAAACUAUUUAACAGAAAUUAAAACCUCUAUGGAAGACAACGAUUUGUUUUCACAAGAGGAAAAACAGGAAAAUCCAUUUCAUCGAUUUUGGAGACAUAUGAGAUCGUUAGGAAAAAGUUCGUCUCAUUCGAAACAUAGUAAUCAUCAAUUUGACGCUAAUUACGAGUUGUCGACCAAUGAAAUCUAUGAUAACCCAAUCGAAAAUAAACCUACAUUUACCUUAUUUAUUGAUGAUGCAGAUGACAAUAAUCUUCCAAAUACAUCUAAUCAAAUGCCAGCUUCAUUUAAUUCCAGAGAGGAGCAUUCUUCAUUAGAGAAAUCAAAUGAAAUCUCACCAGUAAAAUCGAAUUCUAAUCAACCAAGUGCUUCUAAGUCUCAUCCUUAUAUAAGGGAAAGACGUGUUCUUAUACUGAAUCACCAGACAGAUAAUGAAUCUGGGGAACCUUAUGAAAAGUGCAGGCUUGAUCCGACUCAGGAGAUCAUAAAAGAUUAUUCAUCAUCUCCGGUAAAAAAAUUACCGCCGAAAUCUAUUUUAACAUCAGGUAGAAAGUUAGGUAUUUGUGAUCAUCAGCCGGUAGAUCAAUGUACAUUAAAUGUCGAUGACAAUGAGAAUAAAUCAAAUAAUCCAUGUGAUUCUGUAACUAAUUCUAAUCGUAAUGCAUUUGAACAAUUUUUGAAAAUGCAUGAUAAUUUAUCAUCUAUCAAUGAAUUAGGUCAUUCAAAUACAUCAGUAUCUCAUAUUAAUCAAGGUUUUGUUGGAUCUAAUCAACCAGACAAUGAAUUACCUAAUACACUUAAUAAUAAUAAUACUGUAAUUAAUGAUUGUCAAAUAAUAAUAAGGGAUCCAUCACAUAUGGGAAUCGUUCAACAUGAAAAUGAGUUACAGUAUACUAUUCCUGUUACGUUGAUUUCUAACAGUGAAUCUAAUCAAAAUUUAUCAAUUACUACACGACUAAUGGAUGGUAAACAUGGGAUAUAGAAUGAAAAAUGAAUUCAUUGAAAUUAUCAGUUCAUAAAGGAUACACACAGCAGAAUAGCAUAAUAAUAUUAAUGUGUAUAAACAACUGAAUAUUAUGUGAACCGUUGAUGCUCAAUUAAAAUGUUAUACAAUAGAACAGUUUGAUUGAUUGGUUAUUUAGUAGUCGAAAUAAAAUUAGUCUUUCGUUAAUUCCUUUUUAUAAGUCAACAUAUAUUCAUGAAUUACUUAUUCUAUUAACAGAAACUUUUAUGAUCUAAUAAUUUCUUUUCUUUUUAUGUAUAUGUGUGUUUUUCGGAUUAGUUUCUUUCUAUCAUUUAUAUUUUGCGCAUAAAUGAACAUUUUUUUUCAAAUGAAUAGUAAUAUUCUUUAAUUAGACCCAUCAUUAAUUGAUACCAUUAAGGUAUAUCGAAGUAGUGUUUUUUCUAAUAACAAAAUAGAAUUUACAAUUAUUUUUAUUCUAUUUAUUAAUUCUUUAAAUUAUUCAAUGUUUGCCUUUUGUAUUUGAACAAGAAUUGAUUUUAUCACUUAACUAGGUAUAUGGAUUAUUUAUUAUUAAUCAUUAUCAAAUUGUAUAAACAUACAUUGAAUGUUUAAUCUUUCUUACAUCAAUCACAUAAUAAUGUUUAUUUUUCAAGCUAAAUCAUUAUUGUCACCAUCAUUUUUACUUCUUAAUAAAUGGUAUAUUUUUUUAAAUAAUAGACUACUGACUCUCUUUAUUUCUACUAAUAUACAACUUUCAUAUUAAUGAAAUGAUGCACCAUUGCGCAUGGAUACACUUAAAACGUAUUUACAUGUACAUAUAUACAUAACUAUGGUUGCAGAUUUUUAAAAUAAAACAAAGAGAACAGAGAAUCAAUAAACAAUUUCAUAUAUUUCUUGAUUAGGUUAAUAAUUAUUUAUUUAUUUCCUUAUUUUGGUUUAUGUCCUUGUCAACCUAUCUCUCUCCCUUUCCACAAGAUCACAUCUAUAGCAGUUUCUUUUUUCUUUCUAAAACCAUAAGUUGUUUUCUUAUUAAAUUGUAUUUUCAUUUAUUUCAUAAUUCAGUUACAACAUAUACACCAUCCAUUUUUUCUUUGUUUGUUUACAACUAAUAAAAUUAUUACCAUUUAAUUGUUUACAGACAUAUUGAGUUAUUUCUUCUUGUAGCAUAUAAAGCAUAUAAAAAAGGUACAUACAAACAUAUACAGAUUUAUUUUUAAAAAAUAUUUCUCGUAUAUUUGAUGAUUUCAACUUUACUAAUUAGUAGUUAGUUUGUUUUCUUUUCAAAAUUUGUUGUGUGUUAUUUUUUUAUAAUCAACACAUCUAGCACAUGAUGUAUAUAUGCAAAUAUACAUAUGAAUAUCAAGAGGAAAGAAAAUAGAGAGAAUAAAUGAUUUUUUUAUUUGUUACUAUCCUUAUUGUUUAUAAUAUUGAAAACAAGUAGUAAAAACCUUAAGGGAGUUUGUUUUUGACAGAUAUCAUGAAAUGAUAUUUGAUAUUAUGUAGAAGAAGAACAGGAGAAAGCUUAGUGAACUACUGACUUGGAGAGACUGUCUAAAUAACCUUACAACAUUUUUCGGUGGAAAAGAUCUCGUAUACACUUUUUAUUUCAAGAUGCCAUUUCCGUCUGCUAUUUGUGGUUAGCAUUAAGUAGGUUCAAUGAUAUUAGGACAGAUCAAAAGUGAUUAGUGGAAAAUUCUGAACUCAAAUUCAAUUGACUAAUAUUUAUUUUAAAUGAAAUCUAUAAAAAACGAAGAAAUAUAUUCUAACAGUUAUCAAAGAUGUGAUACCAUAUAUAAGAAUCUUAAAAAAAUCAUUAAGUAAUCACACUUCUUGUUAGGAAAUUCACCGAAUGUACAAUAACUGAAGGCAGAUUAAAAAGAAUUAUCGAGACCUAAUGAACAGUAGAACUAAAAAACCAGUGGAAUUUAACAGUAGAAGUAAAGCAAAGGUUUUUAAUACUUAAUCUACAAUGGAUUAGGUGAUUAAACUAUCAUAAAUAUGUUACCCAUGAAUUAUAACAAUGAAAGAACUUAUUAGAAAUAAAAAUAUGAAUAUCAUUAAAGCUGAAAAAUUGUUGCUGAAAUCAGUGAAUUUAAUUGAUGAGUAGGGAGACUGAAAGUGUAAAUAGACAAUAUGAAAUUUCUAAUUUUAUUUAAUUCACCGUACUUUCUAAGAACAACUUGAUUUUAAUUAGACACUUAUUCAACUGUAAAGCCUAUAAAUAGAUGUAGUUGUUGUGAUUAGUCGAAUUCUUACAUGACUAACUUCAUUUUCUACAUGACAUCUUAGAAAUCAGCUUUGAAUUCAAU